AUGAAGAAAGUAGCUGAUCCUGAACAGGUCACCUGUGACAACUGUACUACAGCUAAUGCCACUGGAUACUGCAAAGACUGCAGUAAGUUCCUUUGUCAAAAGUGUAUGGACGUACACAAGAUUUGGGGUCCAAUUGCUCACCAUCAGCUAACAAGUUUUGAUGAGGUGACAGCCUCUGAUGUCUCUUCUACUUCUCAAUUGCUAGCUCCAGCUAAACAGGAGGCAACCCUCACUUGCUCCACUCAUAACAAGAAAAUGAAGCUCUACUGUGAAACAUGUGAUAGUGUUAUAUGUCGUGACUGUACAGUCCGUACUCAUAAAGACCAUGAGUAUGACUUAGUCUCUGCCAGUUAUACUAAACACUGUCAAGAAUUGGAAGGUUCUCUUAAUCCG
This is a messenger RNA of Amphimedon queenslandica, 393 nucleotides long. RefSeq names its product E3 ubiquitin-protein ligase TRIM33-like. Gene Ontology annotation, molecular function: zinc ion binding. The transcript has a single exon. The record is from RefSeq and is a predicted model, not a curated record. The annotation marks the transcript as partial. Lineage: Eukaryota; Metazoa; Porifera; Demospongiae; Haplosclerida; Niphatidae.